This is a messenger RNA of Physcomitrium patens, 1742 nucleotides long. Its product is annotated as beta-carotene isomerase D27, chloroplastic. The record is from RefSeq and is a predicted model, not a curated record. Gene Ontology annotation, molecular function: iron ion binding. Lineage: Eukaryota; Viridiplantae; Streptophyta; Bryopsida; Funariales; Funariaceae.
CACACAGAACAUUCGAUUGGAAAGUCUCUCCGUCGUGCCUCUAUUUCUCUUGGGUUCACACAGAACAUUCGAUUGGAAAGUCUCUCCGUCGUGCCUCUAUUUCUCUUGUAGGGUGUUGAGCGUCUUUUGUGAUUACAACGGAGCUGUUGAUUCGGGUGGUGAUAGUGGGUGCUUGGGAUCCUGAUUUCUCGUGUUGCUUGCGUAUUUGCUCUGACCCAAUUAUCUGAGGGAACGUGUUCACUUCCGUUGUAAAGAUUGGUCCUGAAAAGUAUGCUCUGCACCGACUUCCGUCUCUGGCAGAUAUGGACCCCGAUGACGCUUCGUAGACUGCAUUAAACGACUUUGUUGUUACACUGUUGUGGAUUGAAUCUCCAAUUAGCCAUGGCAGUAGUCGCGCUGGCUCCAUGUUUUUCGCCAUUGCCGUUUUGCUCUAUUCGUCCGGAACCCAUUUGUAGUGGUAGAAAGUUACAAAUUGUGCAAUGUGCACAAGUGCGGAAUGAACCAGGCAUCCAAGGAGAGAGGCGGAAGUACAAGGACUCCUUUACCGAUCUCGUGUUCAUCAACGGAUGCCGUGAAGCUUUCGGCAGAGUCGCAGGCUGGCAGUCACCACGGAGCUGGGAAGAAGGCUACGAGGGGAUGGUGGAAGUCUCGCAUGCUUUGGCGAGGAACAAAAAUGCAGCAGAACAACAAGCCGCAGUACUUCGAGGUUUUCCAAAAGUGCCAGACUGGUUUCGAAAGCUGUUCCCAUACUCAGACUGGGGAGCUGAGCUUAACGCCCGCAUCACGCCGCUUUUCUUCUCAUGGCUUGUCGGCCCUUGUGAGGUUGUGGAGGUGUCGGUAAACGAUAAACCAAUGAAAAGCGGCGUCCAAAUCCAGAAAUGCCGGUACCUCGAAACCAGCGGGUGCACAGGCCUUUGUGUGAACUCAUGCAAGAUGCCCACACAAUACUUCUUCACGAAGGAGCUCGGCAUGCCUUUGACAAUGGAGCCCAACUUCGAGGACAUGAGCUGUCUGAUGAUUUUCGGACAAACUCCACCUGCAUUCGAAGACGACCUGGUGUUCAAGCAAAAGUGUUGCACCACAUAUUGUCCAACGUCAAGUCAAGCCUCAGAGGUGUGUCCGAAACUUAGGUGACUGCACAACCCAAUUCUGUGAACAUCUCAUAGCUGUGUCGGUGAAAAACAAACUACUACAGUUGACGGCUUCACACAUCCUGAGCAUGAUGUGUUAAGCAUCACAUUCACAGACCCUAACAUAGUCUAAAAAACUCAUCGUUCUACAAAGUAUAUAUUUUUCAGAGAACUUGACAAGCUUUGUAAUCUGAAGUGAACUGGGGUUAUUCCACAUGUAACGAAUGCUAUUCAUUGAUCUUUUGCCUACCAACCGCACCUAUAGUUACGCAACUGCCACCUUUCUGUUGUAGAGUUGUGAAGCCCUAGAAUCCAUACCUACCUGCAUGAUAUUCUCUAUCAUACCACUACCUGUAGUGUGAUUUCAGACAGUAAGAUGUAUUUAACUCUAGAAGCAUGCGUAUCUAGUAGUUGAAGAGCAACUUAUGCUGUGUGAAGAUUUACUUUAUUAAAGCUUUCGUCAAAUAAUAACAAAAAUAACAGUAACAGUAGUUAUAAUUUUAUAUUAGAAUUUCCACCUGUUCACACAAUGUUGUGUAGAAGAAAUUGGGUUUUUUUGGAAGUUGUGGAAAACAUUUUUAGUCGAUAUGAAUAAAACUGUAUUAAUCGCCA